Messenger RNA from Eufriesea mexicana, 1197 nucleotides. It is a transcript of the gene cact, whose product is annotated as NF-kappa-B inhibitor cactus. Gene Ontology annotation, biological process: cellular response to tumor necrosis factor. NCBI's taxonomy places the organism in Eukaryota, Metazoa, Arthropoda, Insecta, Hymenoptera, Apidae. The transcript has 3 exons. Gene Ontology annotation, cellular component: cytosol. Gene Ontology annotation, molecular function: NF-kappaB binding. Bases 1 to 1197 code for a protein of 398 amino acids. The record is from RefSeq and is a predicted model, not a curated record.
AUGUGGCAUUCGUCAAGAACGACACCGGUGGAGAGCAAUAUUCCAGAGAACGAACAACACAAGUGCGAAGAACAACGUAAUUCGGGCCACACUGAUUCCGGAUUUUUGUCCAGUGGAAAUCUCCAAGUCAGUUCCGAGCUGUGCGACUACGAAUUGAAUGUUGCAACAACCGCACCCGUCGCCCCGGAACCAAUGAGAGCAGACAGUGGCGUGGAUCUUGGUUUAAGCGAAAGCUUGAGCCAGCUUACACUGAAGCAAGUUACAUUGAAUCCUCUGGCAAGUGGCAAAGUUCAGGCUGAACCUACUGUCGAAUUGACUCCAGUAAGCGCUAAGAAACGCGAGCAACACGAUGCUUCGACAUUGCGACAUGUACCGCAUCAAUCCCUUGAAAAACAACUCAAUGAGGAACCUUGGCAGCUCUACUAUACACAAGACGACGAUGGUGACACGCAAUUGCAUAUAGCCAUAGUGCAAGGCUUCCUGGAGGCUGCGUUCAGUUUAAUAAGAAUGGCACCGCAUCUGUGCCUCUUGAAUAUUCUGAACGACGACGGCCAGUCGCCCCUGCACCUGGCUGUACUAACGCGGCAACCAAGGAUCGUUAGGCGGCUAAUUCUGGCAGGUGCAAAUCCGGCACUGAGGAACUUUCGUGGAAACACGGCCCUUCACCUGGCGUGUGCGACCGGCGAUCUUGCUUCGGCAAAGGCACUCACCGAUCCUUUGACGCCUGUCGAGAGGAAUUAUCUUCUUCCUGGAAAGAAAAUACCUGCCCUGCCGCAGAAUCUCGAACAACGGAAUUACGAUGGAGAAAUGUGCUUGCACAUAGCCGCCUCGUCAGGUCAGGUGGAACUCGUACGACUUUUGCUGCGCCUUGGAGCAGAUCUCGAAGCGAGAGAAGCAUUGGCGGGAAAAACGGCCCUACACCUCGCUGUAGAACGUGGGUGUCGGUCAGUGGUUGCGUUCCUCCUUCAAGAGUGCAGGCCUUGCUUAGAUACGCAGACCUAUGCCGGAAUCACCGCAUAUCAGUUAGCUCUGUGCUUCGAUAGUCAACUCGCAAGGGAAUUAGUAAAAUUGGGAGCAACACCGGAACCGCUUCCCGAGUCGGAUUCCGACAGCAGUGACGAGGAUGAAAGCACUGCAGCCAAUUAUUUACCUGCAAUUGCGAGACUUAGGCAAAACGUGGUCGGCGUUAAAGUAUAG